Molecule: messenger RNA, 2408 nt
Organism: Penaeus indicus
Lineage: Eukaryota; Metazoa; Arthropoda; Malacostraca; Decapoda; Penaeidae
Product: zinc finger protein 420-like
Exons: 1
Coding region: 25-918 (297 amino acids)
Biological process (GO): regulation of transcription by RNA polymerase II
Molecular function (GO): RNA polymerase II cis-regulatory region sequence-specific DNA binding; DNA-binding transcription factor activity, RNA polymerase II-specific
Source: RefSeq, a predicted model, not a curated record
CCCCAGGUGUUUAAGGCCUACCCAAUGGCAGCCCCUUUGGCACAAGUUUCAAAUCGUGCUCCAGUGCCACCCAAGCCUCAGAUACCUGCGAAACCCCAAGAGCAAGGACAGGGAAAGCGUCACGUUUGUGAGAUCUGCACUAAAUCCUUUUCUCGAUCUGAUAAGCUAACAUUACAUAGACGCACCCAUACUGGAGAAAAGCCAUAUGCCUGCUUUUGUGGGAAAAGAUUUGCAAGAAGUGAUCAUUUAAAAAUACAUGCCCUUAAGCAUAAAAUUAACCCAGAGGUUCGUCGUGCAAUGCUGCUUGAAGCCAAAAAUAACAAGCACUUUAGUCCAAUUAAAAAUUUAGAAGAUUUUGACAUAAAAAAGGAGACAGUAGAAGCAUCUCUGCAAGUGAAAACUGAAGUAAACUUGGCCAUUAAACAAGAAAUUGGGGAAGGAACAGAUCAGGUUAAUAUACCUGUGUAUGAUGACCCAAAUAAACAGGAGUGUAAUGUUUGCCAAAAAGUUUUUGGAUCCAUUUACAAACUUUCUCGACAUUUGCGAACACACACAGGAGAGAAGCCAUAUGUCUGUUUUUGUGGUGACAGAUUUAGUCGCUCAGAUGUCCUUCGCAUUCAUCAAAAAUCUAAACAUAUUCCUUAUAGUACAGAGGGCUAUGAUCAGCAUACAGGUCAAGCAAUGGCCCAAGUGGCACCAAUAACACCAAAGCCCAAGGUCAAGAAGACCCCAAAGGUUAUGAAGUCUGAUGGGAUAUAUACAUGUGAAUAUUGUGCUAAGGAGUUUAAAGCUGGAUAUAAGCUCACAGUUCACUUAAGAUAUCAUACAGGAGAAAAGCCUUAUGUGUGUGACUUCUGUGGGAAGGCUUUUGCACGCAGAGACCAUAUGAAAAAGCACAGAAAAAUUCAUACAAAGUGAAAUAGCUGGGAAAGAUUGUUCAGAAUGCUUCGGAAUCCAUCAGAAGAACGCGAUACUGAUCUUUUAGCAAAACUGAAAGUCCAGAUAGCAUAAUCAGAGAUAUUUUUAUAGCUAAUUGAUAUACUAUACAAAACCAUUUCAAGUAGAAUAAUUUAUUGUCUUCUGCAUUAUCAGACUGUUUUACUACUGAUAAGUGGCAUCACUAUGAAGACAUGAAUGUAACCUAUUGAUUUUUAUGAAGGAAUGUAAGCUAAUAAUUUAUAUGCACAAUUAUUUAUAGAGUUCACCUCUGCUGGUUAUUAAAACAGGGUUACAGCUUAACUUUUAGCAUAAAUUAUAUAAGACUAAAGUAGAUCUCUUAAACAUAAGAUGGAGGGACAUUUUUGUAAGCUUGAUAUUACCAGUAUCAGUUGAAGAACUAUUGCUUUUUUUUUUCUUUUUUUUAAGAUUUCAAAUAAUGGCUUAGGUGUCAUACAGUGUAGUUCACUUUUAUGUAUUUCUGGCCAUUUCCAUAAUCACUUUUUAACUUUUCAUGUAUAUCUUUUGUAACCAUGACUAUGAACUGGAACUUGUAAAAUGUAAAUUCCUUAUUUUUUGUACUUUUUUUUAAUGUAAAUGUUGUGAAUGAUUUUCUAAGUACUACUGUUAAAGUAUAUACCUGUUUUGGUACAAAUAACAAGAAAUGCAACAGUUUCGUAUUGAAAUUGUAACAUAUAUUCUACUCAUUUAUAAAUUGAUGUAAUUUUGCCCAGUUUUCUUCCCAGUGAAAGCAUUAAUAAAUAGUGUUAAGUUGAUAAGCCCCAGUAGUAUAUUUGGUUCUCUUUUAUUUUUGCUUCAAGUUUCUCAUCUAAAAUCACAUGAAAAUCUUAUUAUACAGGGUGGUUCAAAAGAAAUGUUACCCAGAUUACAUUAUAUAUUUGUUACACAUAUAUUAUAGGCUGUACAUAUGCAUUUAAGACAUGAUAUACAGCAGUUAUUUUUAGGGUUAGAUAAAAAGUAAUCAUAAUAUGAAGGUCUGGCAGUAUUGGAGGCUAUAUGUUUUAAGGAAAAUUGUCAAAAAAAAUCAUCAGGAAGACAAUAGUUUCCUUUGAUGUUUGAUUUGGUACCACUUGCAAGCACAUCCUUAAUAAGAAGUCUAAUAAACUGUCAUUAUAUAUUGGUGUACAUGACCAUUCACUGUUGUCUUAAAGAAAAUGGGCUCACUGCAUGCCUUCCUUAAAGUACACCAUACUCUCAUUUUUGGGGGUUGCAGGGUUUUUCCUUACAAUGGAUUUUCACUGCCCCACAUAUUACUGACUUAACAUAGUUAACAUAGGAACCUGCUUUUUGUUAAUUAUGUUAACUCCUCCUCCCCCUUAAAGUUUUGGAACAGCAUUCAAUACUGGAACCCUAGCUGUUUUACAUGUUGAACCACAUAAACUCCUCUCAAUUUGUCAGCAAUUUUCUGUGCACUAGAAUAAGACAUUGUGUUAAAUUUGGAAGCUAACAAA